Molecule: messenger RNA, 288 nt
Organism: Eimeria necatrix
Lineage: Eukaryota; Apicomplexa; Conoidasida; Eucoccidiorida; Eimeriidae
Exons: 3
Coding region: 1-288 (95 amino acids)
Source: RefSeq, a predicted model, not a curated record
AUGACUCUUCUUCACGAACUUAAAAACGAUUUGACAGAAGCAGCAGUUAAGCUCCUCGAACAGGCUUUCCAUUCUUUCUCUGGAGACAACAUUUCUGUGCUUCUUACGAGGUUUGAAUCGGGGGAACCCAAAGAAAGGAGGUUCAGGCGCUUUGAAGUCACUCCGGAAGGCCACGUUGUCUCCAAAGAAGGCGCCAACGCGGACUUGACGGGAAAGACAGAAGAGGAAAGCAUAGAGCUGCACAAGGGGCCGAUGAAAGCAGCAGCAGAAGGCCCCAUAACUCUUUAG